CUUGACGUCACGCGUCAUCAGAAGUCGUCGUCGUCGUCGUCGUUACCACUGUCGCUUUUUUUGAACUUGUGCAGCAGGAGCAGUCAGACGACAGAGGGCUACCAUGGUGCUGAACCCUGUCAUUUCCAAGCUCUCCGGCAAACUGGUGGUGCUGGCAAGUGCCUCUCCGAGGAGACUGGACAUUCUCCACAAUGCGGGCUUGCGCUUUGAGGUUGUCCCGUCCUGGUUUAAAGAAACUCUUGAGAAGGGUCUGUUCAAAGCGCCUCACGAGUACGCAGUGGAGACGGCCAGACAGAAAGCCCUGGAGGUGGCCAGGAGGAUGCCCUUUAAACAUUUGAAAACUCCGGACAUUGUAAUCGGAGCGGACACUAUUGUGAGUGUGGAUGGCUUGAUUUUGGAGAAGCCAGUGGACAAACAUGAUGCUUACAGGAUGCUGUCAAGCUUGAGCGGUAAAGAGCACAGUGUCGUCACAGGUGUAGCAAUCGUCCUCUGUCAUGAGAAUGAAAACGAAGAAGUGGCUUACCAGCUGAUUGACUUCUACGAAGAAACAAAGGUGAAGUUUGCUGAUCUCUCAGAAGAUAUGCUGUGGGAGUACAUCAAUAGCGGUGAACCCAUGGACAAGGCCGGAGGUUAUGGUAUCCAGGCUCUAGGUGGCAUGCUGGUGGAGUACGUCCACGGAGACUUCCUCAAUGUCGUAGGCUUCCCCCUCAACCACUUCUGCAAACAGUUAGACCUUAUUUACAACCGCUGUACUUCCUCUUUGGAGCAGGAGAGUGCCUCUGACCCUCUGGGCCACAGCGUCACUCAACCCCCCUCGAUAGUCGCUCAGCCGCCACCCAAUCUGUCAGCCCAGUGCAGCUCUUCAGGCAAACACAACUCUUCUCCCAGUCCCAGACCGAACAGUCCAUCUGCCAAUCAAACACACCACGGCCAUGACGGCCAUUCCUUCAGCCCUGUCCAUAAGGUGAAAAGGAAAGGCAGUGAAAGUGAAGUGGGUGACAGCUCUGGGACGUUGGUGAACAGCUUGUCGAAACACACCGACGACAGUGGGGCAGCGCUCCGAGACUCUGAGAACACAACGUUACCACUGAUAGCCAGCAGAGGGCAGGUGACUCAGCUCAGUGGGAUGGAGCAUGAGGACAGUGGACCUAAAAAGGAGGAGUUGCAGCGAAUCACUGACCUAAUGGAUGGAUUCAAAGCCUCAAAGGCGCUGUUUACUGCAUCCAAGUUGUGUGUGUUUGACCUGCUGCAUAGCAGGCCGGGGCUGGAUGCUGCACAGAUGGCCCAGGAGAUCAAAGCCUCUGCAAAGGGAACUGAACGCCUGUUGGAGGCGUGUGUGUCUCUGGGACUGUUGAAGAGCGAAGAGAGAACGUGCCAAAAGCCUGUGUACGAGAACACGGAUCUGGCGAAGCGUUUCUUGCGGUCAGAUGCACCGUAUUCGCUGCACGGAUACAUCCAGCACUGCGACAACACGGUGUGGCCUCUUUUCUCCCACCUUGAGAGUGCUGUGCGGGAGGGCACGCACCAGCACGAGAGGGCCUUUGGCAAGAAAUCUAACGAUGUGUUCCAGGAUAACUACUACAAAAGUCAAGAGAUUAAGCUGAGAUUCCUGAAUGCCAUGCACAGCAUUGCCAGAGUUACAGGAAAAGACGUGGCCACAGCCUUUGACCUCUCCACUUAUAAAACAGCCUGUGACGUCGGAGGAUGCACUGGUGCCAUGGCCUACGAGUUUACCAAAGCCCAUCCUGGGUUGUCUGUGACGGUGUUUGACUUACCUGCUGUUGUUGAGAUGAAUCAACAUUUCCAUCCACUCCACGAAGACAACAGGGUUUCAUUCGUGGCAGGAGACUUCUUUAAAGAUGAGUUGCCCAAAGCAGACCUGUACAUCCUGGCGAGAAUUCUUCACGACUGGCCCGAUGAGAAGGUGCACAUGCUGCUGAGCAAAAUCGCCCAAACAUGCACACCAGGUAGUGCAGUGCUCAUAGCCGAGACCAUGUUGGACGGACUGAGACCCUACUCCGCCCUGCAGUCUCUGAACAUGCUCGCCCAAGCCGAGGGAACGGAGAGAACCGAGAGCAAGUACGCAGACAUGCUAGGCCAACACGGAUUUGGGAACACGCGUGUGGUUCGCACUAUGAACUUCAUGGAUGCUUUUAUUGCCGUUAAAAUGUAGCAAGGGAAUCGUGCCCACAAAUCAUCAAUGUUUAUCAUAAAUUGUGUUGCAAUGCAGUCAGACUUGUUUGAUCAGUGGUGUAAAAAAUAUUUUUCAAUAAAAUAAUGGUAUGAAGAAGAAGAAAAAAACUCAAUUAUUAGUUAAAAUUCUGACUUCAAAAUGUUGCCUUAAAGCUUAUCAGCAGAAAUUAUAUCAACAUCAGACAUGUAAGCACUUUACAGAAUAGCUUUUAAGUUAUUCAUGUAUUGUUGGAUUAUUACUACAUAUCCAUAAAUAUUUUAUGAGCAAAUAAA
Messenger RNA from Scophthalmus maximus (turbot), 2466 nucleotides. RefSeq names its product acetylserotonin O-methyltransferase-like (gene asmtl). The record is from RefSeq and is a predicted model, not a curated record. Lineage: Eukaryota; Metazoa; Chordata; Actinopteri; Pleuronectiformes; Scophthalmidae. Bases 104 to 2173 code for a protein of 689 amino acids. Gene Ontology annotation, molecular function: nucleoside triphosphate diphosphatase activity; O-methyltransferase activity. The transcript is spliced from 15 exons.